AAUUGACCCGUCGGUGAUUCUUAAUCUCUCCUCUCUGUUCUUCUCCGAUCAAACUUCAUUCCAAAGAACCAACCAUGGAUCUCCAACCAGAAGAGCUUCAGUUCUUGACAAUUCCUCAACUACUUCAAGAAUCAAUCUCAAUCAAGAAACGAUCUCCAAGAACCUUCUACCUCAUAACCCUCUCCUUAAUCUUCCCACUCUCCUUCGCAAUCCUCGCUCAUUCACUCUUCACUCAACCAAUCUUGGCCAAACUCGACAAAUCCGACCCACCAAACUCAGAUCGUUCACGUCAUGAUUGGACUGUUCUUCUAAUCUUCCAGUUCAGCUACUUGAUCUUCCUCUUUGCCUUCUCUCUUCUCUCAACCGCCGCGGUAGUCUUCACCGUCGCUUCUCUUUACACCGGAAAGCCAGUUUCUUUCUCAUCAACUCUCUCUGCAAUUCCAAAAGUCUUUAAAAGACUCUUUAUAACUUUCCUUUGGGUUGCUCUCUUGAUGUUUGCUUAUAACGCAGUGUUCUUUGUCUUCCUUGUGAUGCUUCUCGUAGCUCUUGAUUUGAAUAGUCUAGGUUUAGCUAUUCUAGCGGGAAUCAUAAUCUCUGUUCUUUACUUUGGUGUUCAUGUGUAUUUCACUGCUUUAUGGCAUUUAGGUAGUGUGAUCUCUGUUCUUGAACCGGUUUAUGGAAUCGCCGCUAUGAGAAAAGCUUAUGAGUUGCUUAAAGGGAAGACUAAGUUGGCUAUGGGGUUAGUCUUUGGUUAUCUUUUCCUCUGUGGAUUAAUUGGAGUUGUUUUCGGCGCGGUUGUGGUUCAUGGUGGAGGGAAGUAUGGAACAUUUACUAGGACUUUGGUUGGUGGAUUGUUAGUUGGUGUUCUUGUGAUGGUUAAUCUUGUGGGUUUGUUGGUUCAGAGUGUGUUUUACUAUGUUUGUAAGAGUUAUCAUCAUCAAACGAUCGAUAAGACCGCUUUGUAUGAUCAUCUUGGUGGGUAUCUUGGAGAUUAUGUGCCUCUUAAGAGCAACAUUCAAUUGGAGGAUUUAGACAUUUGAAGAUUGUCAAGAUGAUUCUCUGGUACUGUUUUUCUUCUCUUAUUGUCAUUCUCUCUCUCUUUGUAGUUUGUAAUAUUGGAGAAGAAGAAGAAAAUGUGGAAUCUGAUGAAUAAUAGUUUUAAUGUAAUGUGUAUGUAUUAGACUCAACACUCUUUGUUGUUGUUUUGAUUUGAUUAUUAAUACAUGAUUUGAAUUUAC
This is a messenger RNA of Arabidopsis arenosa, 1238 nucleotides long. The record is from the annotation of a GenBank genome assembly. NCBI's taxonomy places the organism in Eukaryota, Viridiplantae, Streptophyta, Magnoliopsida, Brassicales, Brassicaceae.